UUCAACUACUCAUUUAGCACAUGCUUCCUGGUUCCUUGCCCUGUCGCCUCUGUCUUUCCAGAAACCAGAUCCUGCUGGAAUCAUCAUGGACUCGCUGGCCCCAGCAAGCGCUUGGUUUGGGUUGGAUCUUUUCAAAGACCUGAGUAAAACGGAUGAAGGCAACGUCUUGUUUUCCCCUGCGGGCAUCUCAACCACCAUUGGAAUGCUGCCCCCGGUGGCCCCGGGGGCCACUGCCACCCAGGUGCAGGAGUUAGAGAAGACAGAAGAGGUACAUCAACAGUUCCAAAGGGUUUUGAGUGAGAUAAGCAAACCCAAUGAUGACUAUGAACUGAAAAUAGCCAACCGGCUGUUUGGAGAAAAGACAUACCUCUUCCUUCAAAAAUACUUAGAUUAUGUUGAAAAACAUUACCAUGCUUCUCUGGAACCUGUUGAUUUUGUAAAUGCAGCAGAUGAAAGUCGAAAGAAGAUUAAUUCCUGGGUUGAAAGCCAAACAAAUGAAAAAAUCAAGGACCUGCUUCCAGACGGCUCUUUAAGCAGCUCCAUCAAGCUGGUGGUGGUGAACGUAAUUUAUUUUAAAGGGCAAUGGAACAGGGAGUUUAAGAAAGAAAAUACCAAGGAGGAGGAAUUUUGGCUGAAUAAGAGCACAAGCAAGUCUGUGCUGAUGAUGACACAGCGCCAGUCCUUUAGCUUCAAGACCCUGGAGGACGUGCCUGCCAAAAUUCUGGGCCUUCCGUUUCGAAACCAUGACCUCAGCAUGUUCGUGCUGCUGCCCAAUGACAUCGACGGUCUGGAGAAGAUUAUAGAUAAAAUAACUCCUGAGAAGUUAAUAGAGUGGACUAGCGCGGGGCGUAUGGAAGAGAGGGCCGUGGACUUGCACUUGCCCCGGUUCCGGGCGGCCGGCAGUUACGACCUGGAGGCCGCCUCCGCGGGGCUGCGCGCCGCCGGCCUCGCGGGGAGCCCCGGGGGCGCCGGGCUGCGGGCCCGCAGGCUGCUGCACAGAGCGGUGCUGGAGGUGACCGAGGCGGGCACCGAGGCUGCGGCCGCCACCGCUGUGGGCUUCGCCGUCACGGCGGCCCCGGACUGGGAACGUUUUCACUGCAAUCACCCUUUCCUGUUCUUCAUCAGGCACAACGAGUCCGACAGCGUCCUUUUCUUUGGCCGAUUUUCUUCUCCUUAGUACGGUCCCUGCCUUGGUGGAGAACCACCACCACCACCGGUGCUGGGGUGUUCAUAGGCUUAUGGAAAUAGCCUGCUCUUUAAAAAAUUGCUUUCCUUGGAUUCCAGCCUUACCAUGAAAAUCAAUGAUUAAUGACUGCAAUAGUGUAUAUAUUUACAAUUUUCUCUGAAACUGAAAUGUUUUGUUUGUGACGUGCAGAUAGCAAGUCAAAUCAAGGCUCCCUAAUAGUCUUCCGCUGAUUUCCUCUAGGAAAUCAAUGCUUUGUACUUUUGUGCACUAAUGGAGAGAAACAGUCUCUUUUGUGAAGACCGUGGACUAGUGAUUUUGAGACUCCUACCAGUUUUAAUAUUUUGGUAGCUUAUAACACAGGAGUAAAAGAAAACAAAGAUUUAUAUUCAGUUCAUGUGUUGCUUUUUUCUUUCUUAGCAUAUAGUGUGGCAAACUGAACCUAGGAAAGAGAAUUGAGAAACACGUUAGCAAAACGUAAAUUAAAACUCAAAAACCAAAACAAAAUAAAGCAAUCUACCAGGCAGAGAGGAUUCCCAUAUUUUCAUCCUCUGUUCAAAUAGUAGAUUAUCCAUUGUCAUUUUCAUGAGCAUUUUGAUAUUGUGAAAUAAAUGUGAUCAUAAAAUACACCAUUUUAAGCCUAGAACUUGACACAUUUUGAUAAAUGUGCACAUGAAAACACUAUCACACCCAGAAUACAGAACACUUGCAUCAUCCUCCGAGGUUCUUUGCUUUGCUUCUGAGUCAGCGUUCCUUGAACAAACCCUGAUCAGCCAACAGCUGAUCUGCCUUCAAUCACUCCAGGGUGGAUCUGUCAUUUCUAGUUUCAUUCAAAUGGAUUCAGACUAUGUCCUCUUUUAUGUUUAGCUUCUGUCACUCGGCACUGUGUUUUGAGAUUCAUGAGACUAGCUGGGACAUCAGUAGUUGAUUACUAUCUACUGACAAGCAGUGUUCCACAUCUGGAUAAACCACAUUGUGUUUAUCCAUUUACUCACUGACGGGCAUUUUUGUUGCUUCCAGUGUAUGGCAGCUGUACACGAUGCUUGUUGUUUAGUUGCUAAGUCGUGUCCAAAUCUUUUGUGACCCCAUGGACUGUAGCCUGCCAGACUGCUCUGUCCCUGGGAUUCUCCAGACAAGAAUACUGGAGUGAGUAGCCCUUUCCUUUUCCAGGGGAUCGCCCCAACAUGGGGGUUGAACUCACGUCUCCUGCAUUGCAGGUGGAUUCUUUACCUCUGAGUCACCAGGGAAGCCAAUGAAUAAUGUUACUAUGCCCAUAAGUGUGUGAACGUAUGUUUUCACUUCUCUUUGAGUAGAUAGCCAGGGGUGAAAUUACUGGGUCAGAUGAUAAAUACAUGUUUAAUUGUAUAAGAAACAGCUAAUAUGUUCUCCAAAAUGGCUGUACCAUUUUCUACUACAAGCAGUGAGUGAACAUCGCAGUCGCCCUGAAGACACACCGGUGGGUAGUGUGGCCAGUCUGCUUCAUUAUAGCCAUUCUCGUGGAUGUGAGGUGGCAUCUCAUUGUGGUUAUGCAUUUUCCUUUUGACUAAUAAUGUUGAGCAUCUUUUCAUGUGCAUAUUGACCCUGCGUGUAUAUUCUUAUGUGAAAUGUCUGUUCAAAUUUUUUGCCCAUUUUUAUUAGAUUGUUUACUUUCUCAUUAUUGAUGUGUAAUUUCUUUUAAUAUAUUCUAAAUAAAAAUUUUCUGUCAGAUGUA
This is a messenger RNA of Cervus elaphus (red deer), 2894 nucleotides long. It is a transcript of the gene SERPINB13, whose product is annotated as serpin family B member 13. The record is from RefSeq and is a predicted model, not a curated record. The transcript has 7 exons. Bases 86 to 1177 code for a protein of 363 amino acids. Gene Ontology annotation, molecular function: serine-type endopeptidase inhibitor activity. NCBI's taxonomy places the organism in Eukaryota, Metazoa, Chordata, Mammalia, Artiodactyla, Cervidae.